Molecule: messenger RNA, 897 nt
Organism: Cuscuta campestris
Lineage: Eukaryota; Viridiplantae; Streptophyta; Magnoliopsida; Solanales; Convolvulaceae
Source: the annotation of a GenBank genome assembly
UUAAAAAUGAUUGGCCGAAAAAUGUUAAAGCUAAACAAGUACAGGGACGGAGGUAGUAUGAAAUAUUGUCCAAUUAAACUAGACACUUCUUCUAGGUAGGAGGAAGUAUUUAUAUAACAAGGGCCAAAUUUAAAAAAAAUAUGGGGAGCAAAUUUCUUUUAAAUAUAAAGAGGUGGAAGAGGCAGAAAAAGAGUAGUGAGAGGAUAUUGGGCGAUCGAUGGCACUGUUCACAGAGAAGCAAGAGGCCCUUGUGAAAGACUCAUGGGAAAAAGUGAUGAAGCCAAACAUGUCUCAGCUUAGCCUUCGUUUCUUCACUCUAAUCGUAGAGAAAGCUCCAGAGGCCAGGAACAUGUUCUCUUUCCUGAAGAUGAACAGUACUGACGGUGAUGACGACGAGGCGGAGGAGGAGGGGGAAGAAGAUGCUAUUACAGCUGCUGGGAACAAUCCCAAUAAUAAGCUCAUCAAAUCCCAUGCUCUCAUUGUCUUCAAAUUGACUUGUGACUCUGCGAUUCAGCUGAAGGAGAAAGGUGAAGUUUUGGUUGGAAGAACCACCCUCAAAUUUUUGGGAGAUAUUCAUCUUCAAAAGGGAGUCACUUCCCCUCACUUUGAGGUAGUAAAAGAAGCUCUACUGCAAACAGUGAAAGAGGCAAUGGGGGAGAGAUGGAAUGAAGAAAUGAAUGAAGCCUGGGGUGAAGCCUAUGAUCACUUGGCUACUGCUAUCAAAGAUGAAAUGAUGGCCCAAGUAUCCUCCCCCUCCCCCUAAAGUUUGGUGCAUUCACUUGGCUACUGUUCCAUGUUUUACUCCAAAUCUUAAACAAGUUCUCAUUUGAUAUGGAAGAACAUGGGCAGACUGGUACCAAAACAGCAGGAAUAACACCAUAAACAGAUUUCAAAUAA